Molecule: messenger RNA, 1080 nt
Organism: Aphanomyces astaci
Lineage: Eukaryota; Oomycota; Saprolegniomycetes; Saprolegniales; Verrucalvaceae
Exons: 1
Coding region: 26-1054 (342 amino acids)
Source: RefSeq, a predicted model, not a curated record
CUCGACCUGUAUACAUUAAUAUUAUAUGACCUUUUUGCCAUUUUCACAGUGCGAUGGCGACAACCACGCUCCACUCUGGCCUGAGCCACCCCGCGAUGCGCGCGUGGACCGAGCCUACGCUGCAUGCGUCCCAGCUCAUCUACCCGCUCUUCAUCACGGGUCGGCCAGACGACAACCCGAUCCGCGGCCUCGAGCCGAACGUGCAGUGGGGCAACCGCGACAAGUACGCGUCGCUGGUCGCGCACUUGGAAGGCCUCGUCGCCAAGGGGCUGAGCAGCGUCAUGUUGUUUGGGGUCGUAGACAACAAGGACGCGUCGGGAUGCAUGGCGGACGACCCAUCGACGCCCGUGAUCGAGGUCAUGGCGGCGUUGCGCGCGGCGCUGCCGUCGCUGCUGCUCUCGUGCGACGUGUGCAUGUGCGAGUACACGGACCACGGCCACUGCGGCCUGCUCAAGCCCUCCCCUCACGGCGGAGAAGACAUCAUCGACAACGCCGCGACCGUCUCGCGCCUCGGCGCCAUCGCGCUCGCGUACGCCCGGGCCGGCGCGCACAUGGUGUGUCCAUCCGAUAUGAUGGACAACCGCAUCGGCGUGAUCCGCGCGACGCUCAACGCGCACGGGUUCGCGCACGUGAGCAUCAUGGCGUACACGUCCAAGAAGGCAUCGUGCAUGUACGCGCCGUUCCGCGACGCGGUCGAGUCGACGUUCAAGGGCGACCGCCAGCGGUACCAGCACCCCGUGGGCAGCCUCUCGCACGCGCUGCUGGCGUACGACCGCGACGUGGCCGAAGGAGCCGACACGGUGAUCGUCAAGCCGAGUCUGUUCUACACCGACAUCGUCCGGGCGCUGAGCGACAAGAAGCUCGUGCCCGUGGCGUGCUACGUCGUGUCGGGCGAGUACAAGAUGCUCAAGGACUACGGCGACUCGACGGGCUCCAUGGACGCCGUGGUGCGGGAGGCCCACUUGAGUCUCGUGCGCGCCGGCGCCAACAUCCUCAUCACGUACUUUACGCCGUUCAUCCUGAACCGCGUCGCCGGUUGGUGAUAAAGGUGUAACUAAUAAAUGUAUCAUUCACACUGAA